Molecule: messenger RNA, 1479 nt
Organism: Symbiodinium necroappetens
Lineage: Eukaryota; Dinophyceae; Suessiales; Symbiodiniaceae
Source: the annotation of a GenBank genome assembly
AUGGGUGGUCAGCAGUCCGCAGCGAAGGAUGCAGCUGGCCAACAGCCAGGAGAUGCCACAAGUUCCAGCCACGGGAAGGGUCGUGCGGCAAACAAUCAGGUGCAGCUCGCUGUGAGCCCACUCGGGGGAGUUCCCGGAGCAACAGCGUAUCAUUCCUCGGUGAUCGUGAACGGGGAUGAAUACUUUUUCAGCGAUGCCGGCAUCUCCUUCGGAAGCGGGCUGCAGUCGCACAAGAAUCCCCAGAACCCAGACUCGAAGCCCGAGGUGUUUGACAUGGGCAUGUCCCCAUACACGGGCACGCAGAUGAAAUCAGCGCUGGAACGUAUGACCUGCAUGGGCCCCAGAGACAUGUCAAAUACGCGCCUGGACAAGAAGUACCGGGCAAUGGAGAAGCUAGAUCGGGCCUUGCUCCUGGAUAUGGAUGGCUACUCGAGCAAGAAGCGCGCAGAGGAUGGGAUAUGUCGUCUCAGCUUGGAUGCUCCGCAUAGGCUGCAGCAGCGGUCGAUCUCCGCUUCGAAGCUGGAGAGCAUGAAACAUGAGGCCGAGAUGGCCAAAGAGUGGGGCAAGCAAGUCAAAGCAGAGCUGCAUCUUCAGCAAGGAAAUGCCAAAGCACUGCAGAAGGACACACUGGCCAGCCGCUCGUGGGGUGGCCCCAAGUACAGGCACGUGCCUCCGCAAGAUGGGCAGAGCGCCGAUUACCAGAAGAGUAUGCGCAGAAUGCAGAGCCUUGCCAGCGAGAUUUCGACCAAGCAGGCAAGCGUAGACAAAGCCAUGCAGGAGGACUACAGGAUGGUGAGGAAUACUCGGGCCGAUACGAGUGUCCAUUCCUUGGCAGCCUGGUUGGAGAAGUAUGGCAAGCCUAGCCGCCAGCCUGAGCAGCAGGAGCGAUUUCGAACAACUCCUUUCAAGCAGCGGAGGAUCCCGUUCCUGGGCAUCUCAGAAGCCAAGACACUUCGUCUUGGGGCAGGCAUUUGGUCACAAAGAAGCGAGACAGACCUUCUUGGCACCUACAACUUCCGAAGUGUUCUGGUAGGCCGAAAUUGGAGCAUAGUUGAGCACAGUGUCAGGCGUGACAACCAGAGUCAGACGCAUGGCAGCAUGGAGAACUUGCGCCAGCGUUUUUCCACGCUGGUUGUCUUCGACGCCGAAGGGGCAUCGGCAAUGGGGAUCGUGCAGGCAGCCUCAGGUGGGCAGUACCAGCCGAAUCCGAAGGCUGAGGGCUUCGACGUGGAGAAAGUUUGCGAUGAGAUUGAUCCCGACAAAGUCUGGAAGACCCCCGGGCAGGCUACUGGAGGAGCAACUGUCAGCUCUGCAGAGGCCAUGCGGGCUGCGCGGUUGGCCAAGCUGGGGGGACCCGGCGCUGGACCUGGCCCAGCUCCCACAGGGGGAUAUGCAGAAGGUCAACCAGGGGGAGCCCAGCCGCCGCCCAGCUCGGCAGGUCCAAGCUGGAGGAACGCGACCGGUGUUGCCUCCGAUUAG